Molecule: messenger RNA, 1599 nt
Organism: Dichomitus squalens LYAD-421 SS1
Lineage: Eukaryota; Fungi; Basidiomycota; Agaricomycetes; Polyporales; Polyporaceae
Product: mannosyltransferase
Exons: 6
Coding region: 1-1599 (532 amino acids)
Biological process (GO): GPI anchor biosynthetic process
Cellular component (GO): mannosyltransferase complex; endoplasmic reticulum membrane
Molecular function (GO): GPI mannosyltransferase activity; alpha-1,6-mannosyltransferase activity
Source: RefSeq, a predicted model, not a curated record
AUGGAAUGUGCACUGGGUACUGAGAAGGCAUGGACCAUAGGCCAGGACGUUCGCUCGAUCAAAGGCAAGUCGAAGGUUGCACCUGAACUUGUUGCGUUGAACAUCCCACCUUCGAGAGCCUCUGUUGCCCUUCGCGCGACUUCCAACAGUUGGAAGACACAGAAGGUGAAUGGUAUCAAGCAUAUCCGACGCACCAUCCGACUACUGAUGAAGAACCUCCUAGCGCAAUCCGCCAUGUCAUUCUCCGGGAAGCAGACCGCUCACGCGCGGCCGGCGAACCCAGCGAACCACAGACGGAUGCUCUUUGCCGCAUCGUGCGCGGCGAGCCUCCUCACGCUCAUCUUGACCGUCGCAGCAGCACAGCUGCCGCUGUUUGACUCGUCGCCGAAGAUCCUGUUAUCGCCGGGGACGGGGCCCGCGACCUUUUCGCUCCGACGGACGCUCGCUUCCGCGGUCUUGCGGUGGGACGCCUUCCACUUCGCGCACAUAGCAAAGGAGGGCUACGUGUACGAGCACGAAUGGGCGUUCUUCCCUGGGGUACCCUCCCUAAUGCGCGCCCUGGGUGCGUUGCUCCGCGUCCCGACCGCGAGCGUCGGAAGCCCGCAGCAGCUGAGCUGGGAAGACGUCCUUGUCGGGGGCGUGCUUGGGUCCAUGUUGUCGGUGCACUCUGUGCUGACGCUGUAUGACCUGACGCUGGAGCUGCUGGGCUCGCCGAGCGUUGCCCUGCUGGCGUCGAUGUUAUCGCUGCUGCCCAGUAGCCCGGCGACGUUCCGCGUGGCGGGGUACACCGAGGCACUCUUCGCCUGGUGCUCGUAUCUAGCAAUUGAGGGCAGUGGAGGCAUGCUCUACUGUGCAAAAGAACAAUGGCUCUUCGCCGCCUUUUCCUUCAUGGUGGCUGCGACGUCGCGCUCAAACGGCAUAUUCUUGGCUGGGUUUAUUCUCUAUGGACUCAUAGCCGAACCCUUCCUCAAACACCGCAAAGUGAACCUAGGAUCCGCGAUCUACGCAGUUGCGUUGUCCGCUAUGGUGGUCUCGCCAUUCGUAUACCUCCAGUACUCCGCAUAUCGCGUCUUCUGCGCGGACGGUUCGGAACCCGCCCCCUGGUGCGACUCGCUUCUGCCUUCUAUCUACAGCUACGCCCAGUCAAAAUACUGGAACGUCGGGUUCCUGCGCUAUUGGACGCUCCAGCAACUCCCGAAUUUCCUCCUUGGCGCGCCUCCGCUCGCGCUCCUCUUCGCGUACACGCUGCACUACUCACGCGCCGCCCUCAUCCCCCGACUCCGAGCACUAAUCACCUCCUCUCCCGCUUCGGGCAAGUCAAACGAGUCCCGGAACGAAGGUCGCGCGACCACGUCGCCCUUCCUACAUCCGGCUCUGGCUCCACACGCCAUCCACGCGCUGCUCAUGUGUCUCCUGCUCCUCUUCGCCUCGCACACCCAGAUCGUGCUGCGCUUUGCGGCGACGAUGCCGUGCACGUAUUGGGCGGCGGCGUGGCUGCUUGUUGAGCGACCGGCGCUGGGGAGGUGGUGGGUCGGCUGGAGCGUCGUUUGGGGCGCAGUCAGUUGUGUAUUGUGGGGCGCGUUCUUGCCUCCUGCAUAA